Molecule: messenger RNA, 2478 nt
Organism: Camarhynchus parvulus
Lineage: Eukaryota; Metazoa; Chordata; Aves; Passeriformes; Thraupidae
Gene: CRACR2B
Product: calcium release activated channel regulator 2B
Exons: 18
Coding region: 1-2478 (825 amino acids)
Molecular function (GO): GTPase activity; GTP binding; calcium ion binding
Source: RefSeq, a predicted model, not a curated record
AUGGAUCCUUCUCCCAUAAAGUCGGCCGGGCGGUGCCGGCGGCUCCGCCAGGGGAGUGGCCGCGAGCGGGGCUGGGUGCGCGCUGAGGGCUCUCGGGCCCUCGGGGGUGCUCGGGGCGGGGGCAGGGCCGCCCAUCCCGAGGGCCCGGCCCGGCUCCCGCUGCCGCCCGCCGGGUUCGGCCCGGCCGCCCGCCCGCGGCCCCGCUCAUUUCCGGCCGGGGCCGCCCCGGCGCCAGCGGCGGCUCCGCUCCCGCUGGGCCGAACGCAGGUGCCGCUCGCUCCCGCCGGGCCGGGCCGGGCCAGCUCUUCUGUUUGGCCCUGCCUGGGGGAAGAAGACUUUGAGAAGAUGGAGAACCAGAGUGGAGUGCUCUUGGGAUACGUCCGCUGGGAAAGGAAAGAGGAAGGGGGUGAGGAGGAUGGGGUGUCUCCUCGUGUUUCUCCUGCCAGCCAAAUGAGCAGAUUGGAAGAUGUGCAGGUGGAGAUGCUUGAGAAGGCAAGGGAGCUCUUCCAGCUGUGUGACAAGGAUGAGAAGGGUUUUAUCACCAAGGUGGACAUGCAGCGGCUCCAGAGUGAACUCCCCCUAACCCCUGAGCAAUUGGAGACUGUUUUUGACAGCUUGGAACAGAAUAACAAAGGAUACCUGACACCUGUGGAGUUCAGCAUGGGUCUAGGAAAGUUAAUAGGGAUUGAAUUGUGUCAAGGAGCUGGGAGAAUGGAUCACUCCAGACACGAGGAGACCUUUGAGUCAGGCUGGUCAGAUGACUUGGACCCUGCAGAUGAUGAUGAUGAUGAAGAGAAACGAUUCUGUUCCAUGAUGGAGCAGCUUGGAGCAGCCCAGUUGUUUGAAGACCCACAUGAGAUUCGGGAGCUCUGGGCUCGCCUACGGAAGGAGCGUCCAGAGCUCUUAUCCAAUUUUGAAGAGUUUCUGUUGCGUGUUUCCUCGUACAUAAAGGAGGUGAAUCAUGAGAAGGAGUCUAUGGAGCAAGCAUUGAAGAGGAAGGAGUCAGAUCAUGAUCGAGAAGUCAGGUGCCUUUAUGAAGAAAUGGAGCAACAGAUCAAAGCAGAAAAGGAGAGGCUGGUCUGCCAGGAAGCACUGAGGCAUGACAGGAGUAACCUGCUCCAGAAGGAGCUGCACAACAAAGAGCAGGAGCUGGAGAAAAUCCUCUACCGCCAGAAGAAGCUGGAACAUCAGCUACAGUCACUGAACUCGGAGCAGCUGGAGACGCGCGUGCAAAACGAAAGGCUCCGGCACCUGAAUGAAAACCUGCUGGAAGAGCUGGAGAAAAGCAAAUGGGAGCUGGAGGCAGUGAAGGGACAAUUACAGAAGCUCCAGAAAGAGGCUCAGAUUGAGCAAGAGCAGAAGGACAGGGAUGUGUUUAGAGUCUCCAAGAACAUGCAGAAAGAGAAACAAAGCCUCCUUCGGCAGCUGGAGCUCCUCAGAGAAAUGAACAAGAAACUUCGAGAUGAGCGAGAUGCCUUUGAAGCCAAGAAGCUGGUGCCUCAGAACAAAAAUACCCUGUUGAAGAAAGGGUCAGUGCUAGGCAGUUACCUGCUGGAGGACAAGCCUGUCAAACGACAACUGGCCUCUGCGGACCUUCCCUUCACCUUCCCAGUGGACGUGGCAGUGGAAGAACCCAACAGAAAGAACUGCAAAUACUUCCCAGGCAAUGGGGUUUGGAUGAAGACAGGAGAAGGAGGCAGCACAAACUUUGGAGAGAACAGCAGAGAUGAGGAGAGAUGGCCCUUGGCAGCAGAUCCUGAGUGGUUUAAGAUGACUUUGAAGGGUGACUCUGACUGCAGAAAAAAUGCAGAUGGCCUAGAUGCUGCUCUGCUGCCUCCUCGAGCCCAGCCUGUUGGCACUGAAACCAGGCUCCAAGCACUGGAAGCAGCCAGCUAUUCCCCAGAUCGCAUCUUUAAAGUGGUGUUUGUGGGGAAUUCUGGUGUUGGGAAGAGUUCCUUCAUCCACCGCUUCUGCUAUGACAGGUUCUUGGCUGAGCUCAAUGCAACCAUUGGUAUUGAUUACCAGGUGAAGAGUCUAAUGGUGGAUAACACCCAGGUUGCCUUACAGCUGUGGGAUACAGCUGGACAAGAGAGGUUUCGGAGCGUCACCAAGCAGUACUUCCGGAAGGCAGACGGGAUCCUGGUGAUGUACGACAUCACAGCCGAGUGCUCCUUCGUGGCCGUGCGGAACUGGAUGAGCAGCGUCCAGGAAGGAAUAGAGGAUGGAGCUGUGGUGUUUCUGCUUGGAAAUAAAUUGGAUGCUGUGCAGAGAGAGACGCGGAAAGUGCCCAAGGUGGAGGGGGAAAGGCUGGCGAAGGAGUACAAGGCUGUGUUCUACGAGUGCAGUGCCAUGACUGGCUACAACAUCAUGGAGCCCAUGCUGCACAUGGCCAGGUUGCUGACAGCACAAGAAGACAGGCAGAGGGAGAAUGCCCUGCAGCUGGAGGAUAUCAGCAGGAGGAAAGGGUGCUGCACAUAA